Messenger RNA from Aspergillus ruber CBS 135680, 1116 nucleotides. RefSeq names its product glutathione-independent formaldehyde dehydrogenase. Bases 1 to 1116 code for a protein of 371 amino acids. Lineage: Eukaryota; Fungi; Ascomycota; Eurotiomycetes; Eurotiales; Aspergillaceae. The record is from RefSeq and is a predicted model, not a curated record. The transcript has 2 exons.
AUGCGCGCCGUCCUCUGGACAGGCACUCCCUUCCAAAUGAACGUAACCGACGUUCCAAUUCCCAAAAUCCAGAACCAAACCGACGCCAUCAUCAAAGUCACCACAGCCGCUAUCUGCGGGACAGAUCUCCACACCUACCACGGUGUAUACGGGAGCAGGACCGUGCCGUGGAUCAUGGGACAUGAAUGUAUCGGUGUCGUUGAUGAGAUUGGAAGUGCGACUGGUUUUGUGGAUGUUGGAGAUCGGGUUAUUGUUCCUGAUGCUACUUAUGAUGGAUACAUGGAGUUUGGGGGUAGGGAAGAUGUGGGGUUUGGAUAUGGGGUUGAUUAUGGGCUUGCAGGGGGGUGUCAAGCUGAAUAUGUCCGCGUGCCGUUCGCUGAUAACAACCUCAUCCCAAUUCCUGAUACGAACGACACAAGAAACACGUUGGACAACGACUACCUUCUCGUGGGUGACAUUUUCGCCACAGCCUGGGCCGGGAUGGACUUCUCCGGUUUCGAACCCGGCGAUUCAGUAGCAGUAUUUGGCUCUGGCCCUGUUGGUCUUCUAGCUGCAUACUCUGCCAUCCUCCGCGGCGCGUCUGUAGUGUACGCGGUUGACCAUGUCCCAGAACGGUUGAGAAUGGCAGAAUCAAUCGGCGCAAUUCCCAUCAACUUCCGGGACUCCGAUCCCGUGGAGCAGAUACUGGAAUACGAACCCAAAGGCGUAACACGCAGCAUCGACUGUAUCGGCUACGAAGCCGUCAACGCAAAUCUCAGACACGAGCAGAACAUCGUCAUCAAUAACAUGAUUUCCGUAACCGCACAGGGAGGCGGUAUUGGCGAGAUAGGCUGGUUCACUGUGUCGGAGAACUCAAGCGGGACGCCUCGAGGAAGUACGAUGUCGCCGACAAUCGAGUUCCCCAUAUCAGAGUUCUUUGACAAGGGCUUGAGCAUACGUAGUGGGGCUGUGGACGUGUUGCCUUGGGCCUCGACGCUGGUUGAUUUGAUUGCAAGUGGGAGGGCAAGGCCGGGGUUAAUUGUGAGUAGUGUGAUUGGGAUUGAGGACGUGCCGGAGUAUUAUGAGCGGUUUGAUCGGCAUCUGGAGACGAAAGUUAUGAUUCAGUUUGAAAGCUGA